Molecule: messenger RNA, 4638 nt
Organism: Polistes dominula (European paper wasp)
Lineage: Eukaryota; Metazoa; Arthropoda; Insecta; Hymenoptera; Vespidae
Molecular function (GO): nucleic acid binding
Source: RefSeq, a predicted model, not a curated record
AUCGAAGAAAUAAUAUUCAUUCUUCAUCAUCUUCUUUCUUCAUCAUCUUCUUCUAUUUGAUUUCAAUAAAUUACUUCGAAAAUCAACGCGUGGAUCCUUUUUCUUCUUUAUUUUCUACAAUGAAGAUAGGAACCAAUUGGAGGAGAGUGUACGAUGUUGGAAGGUGGUCGUGCAGUGAUCUGGCUCCUUGUAUCAGCCCAACGAGCUGCACGACACCCAUAAGAUUACCGUACUAACCCUGUUGCACCUGUUGUUUGAAUAAAAACAUACAUACAAAAAAUAAUCAAAUCAGAGUAAACUUAAAUAAAACAAAGCAAAAAAAAAUAAAAACCAUCAGUCGCAGAGCCCUACACCGUAACCCCAUGACGCAAUUAACACAUGGCCCGCCUGGAGAUACCGAGUAUAGUGGUGCAUAAAGGAAGCAGGUCGCAAGGACGACCUGACAGUCCCACUGUGGUGGUGGUACACGGAGGAAUGCCCUCGUUGCCGUCCUCCAGGCAAGGCCUCGUCCUCGGUGGCUCCACUGCAGCUUAUACAAGUGCCUCGGGCUCGGAUAUGAUAGACGGGAAUGCCAACCCUACCGUCGGCACCAACCCCUCACCGAACUCUCACCACCGUCCCACGCCAUCCUGCCCACCUGAUAAAUUGGAUACCGAGAACAAGAACUUUCGGAAUAGGACGAGUACAAAAGUGAAAUUAUUGGUAAGGAGUCAUGCUAUAGGAGAAUCAACAUCUCCACCAAGAGAACCACACAAUAAUAGUCCUUCUUCGCCACACAACACAUCACAAUCGUCGGUUGAAACGGAGAAAAAAUUUACUACGAGUAAUAGUAGUAAUAGUAAUUUGUCGCCUAAUUCAACCAAUUCUAAGUUGAACAACAACGAGUCGAUGUUCAACAGCAAUCUCUGUACUACCACCACCACCACCACCAACCAGUCACCUAAGCAAAUGCGUAACACGGCUACUUCGCCCACUUGUCGAGUUCCAUCGCGAAAUGGUCAAUCUAGUCCAUCUCAGGUACAUUCACCAAAGAAUAUCAUCUCACCGACUAACGGUAAUAAUAAAUCGGAUAAUAAUCACCGUACGAAGAUAUCAUCGGGUACGAAUAUAAUACAGAAAUGUAAUAAUUGCGUGAAAAACAAUCAGAAUGAGAGACCGGGUUUGUUGCAAACACCGGUCUCACCGUCUAAGACAGGUCAGGCUCUUCAACAUUCACCGAAGAGUACGAAUUUGGCCCCGAAUGCGCAGAACAAUCAACAGAGAUCGGAUCAACGUAGGCCGAACACCCUUAACAUAUGUAACAACCAAUGUUCAGCACAAUGUGGUAACACGCUUUCAGUAAGCAGGCCGAGUUCGAGACACAAAUUAAGGCAUCAGAAUUCGUCACAGGGUAGUUUUGAUAGUGCAUCGCCAUGUUUGUCUCGAGAUAGUAGUACAGAAUUGUACACGGACAGUACUGGAAUUGACCUUGAACAAUUUAUCGCAGAAACGAUAAAUCGUAAUCAAAAGGAUCGUACAGUGUUGUUAAAGAUUGAAAAAGAAUUAAUCGAGUUUGCUAAAGAUAGGCAAAAACUUUGUCACAAGUUUCCUAAUAUGUCGUCGUACAAUAGAAUGUUGGUACAUAGAGUGGCAGCUUAUUUCGGUAUGGAACAUAAUGUUGAUCAAUCAGGAUUAAGUGUAAUGGUUACAAGAACGAAAAACAUGAGAAUACCUGACACACGUUUCAAGGAACAUAUUAGGGACGAUCUGAUACUAUCCGAAGAACCACGUAGAAGUAUACUUAAGAGAGAUUCUAAUUCGUUCGAAGAUAGUUUCAAUUUUAAAUCACCCGAUAGAAUGUCCGGUGAUUAUUGUAGACGUAGCAAAAGUUUCGAGGAAAGGCAGGAACAAUACGAAAGGACAAGGCGGAGGAUAUUCAAAGGAAGUAGCGGGGAAAGCAGUGAAGUUGCUUCUUGGCCAUAUUGGUCAUCGUCCGAAAGUUCAGAUGCAUCCGCUAGGUACCGCUUGUUAUAUCCUUCAGAUCAUACGAGCAGACAAACGCGAUUGAUGAAAGGUGAAUCCCUCGAUACGAGAGAAUCUUAUCGUCCAGAAGUUGUACGACCUUCGGUUUCUAAAUCGUCCAGUUUUGACGGCUAUACCAGAGGAAUGCUUUCAAGAGGGGACAGCGUAACAUCCACGAAUAGUGCCGGAGCUCGUCUCAUGAAACAAGAUUCGGGUGCUAGCGUAUGUUCCCGUUUAAGCCCAUCCAGUAGCGGAUACAAAUCUCAAAGUCAACGCAGUGAUGCUACGAUCUCGCCGUCGCCAUCGCCAUCACCCGUUGCAACAAUGACGUGCAGUCACACACAAGUAUCUAGUCAGGAUCUAGCCUCUCCGGAAUCAAACAAUCAAACAGUGAUGUGGGCUAUUACGAGCUUAUCCAGUGUACCACCUGGUAGCAUCAUAAUAAAUCCUCAAACGAAUCAACCGUACACGAAUGCCGACGGUUCGAUAUAUCGUUUUGAUCCGGAGAAUCCACCAAAGUUCUUUUCUACGGAAAAUGAUAAUAACGGUCAUCAGGUAGCCAAUAACAAACAUAACGAUAUGCCUGAACCCACCAAAGCUGCCAGACAGAACGACAACAAGAGUGAAAGUAAAAAACGUUCGAAAUCUAAUAAUAAUAAUAAUAAUAGUAAUAAUAAUAAUAAUAACAGUGGUAGUGGUGGUAAUAAUAAUAAUAAUAGUGGUACAACAACAACAACAACAACGACGAAUGCUGCUCAUGUGACGAAUACUGCAACGUCACCUAGUCUACCGUUUACACCACCACCACCACCUCCGCCACCACCACCACCGCCACCAGUGUUAACGCAGCAACAAAGUACACCUGUUCCGCAGCAACAAACUCUAGUCAAACCGUCCACGACGGUACAAACGUGUAGUCAUAAUCAAACGGUUCAACCGUACGCGAAUUACGUACCUACCUCAGAACCGUACAACCAAGGUGGUGUAUAUCAAUCACCGAUGGGACAGCAACAAACUGUGAUGAUGUCGACUCACCCGACACAGGGUCAAGCUAACGUUCCGAACAAUGCUCAACAAAAUGAGGUUGCGUUCAAUCAGAAUCCUGUUUAUGCAAAUUACGGUGGUGUACCUGUUCAGCAAGGAUCGAUGCAACAAUCUAACGACGUAUCCGAUUUAUCAGGAUAUUUCGUUGGUAUGAACAUCUAUGAUCAACGUGGUACAGGUGAUAAUCAUUCUACACCACCGCAUACCUAUCCUCAACCACCGCCAUCUUCCAGUCAAACUAUGCAAAAUGUUCAGACGAUGCCACCUAAUUAUUGGCAACCUCCGCCAAACCAAAUACCGCCUCAGCAAACGAUGUAUUUUGUGCCACCACCCGGAACGACGAUCUCAGUAGGACAAAAUCCGGGUGAUAGGCAACAAUUACAUCAACAACAAAGAUUUACACCGAAUUAUACUUUCAAUGCACAAACUAUGACGUCGCCGAGUCAAUCGAAUGCAAAUUAUAUGAGCAGCUAUCCAGUACCUUACAAUUCGGUGCCUGCUGUUGCACCAGCACCAGCCGAUUAUACUUAUCAACCACCAGUACAUAUGGUUCCAACGUAUUAUCCACCACCAGGACAACAACCUAUACAACCACCACCAGUUAUGUACAGAGUGCCUACACCACCAAAUACUCCGAUAUCCAAUCAAAUGCCUGGAGUACCGUUGAUGUAUGUGAACUCUGGCAGUUAUGCACCACCAACUAUGGUAUCUGGUGGAACCUUUGGACAUCAGGUUGCACAUAAUGGUACACCCCCAGCACCACCAGGCACUUACAUGACUCCUGCGCUGGUUCCAAAUCUUGUAUUUAGGCAGAACGUUCCUGUUGUUGCUGCUGGUGUUCGAGCUUCGACGCCAGGUAGUUCUCAACGAGCAAGCAGGUCACCUACACCGGCGCACGAAUUGUUUGGAGGUGGAAGUGGGGACAGAAACGCACAACCUCAACCACGUUACCCACUGCCAAUGUAUCAAGGUGUCCAUAUCGUGCAAGGAGAUAUGAGACUGAUGCAUCCAGGAGUACCAACCAAUCCUCGGUUACCAUACGCACCAGUACCUUCACCACCUGUUGUUCAAGGUUGUCCCCGGCCAUAUCGACCACCCUCUUACUCUUCGAACACGUCGGGUGGUGGUACGCCAACUUCUUUUGACGGGAGGAAUCAAAAGAUUCGGAAACAAAGGUCGAAGGUAGCACCUUUACCACCGAUCAGUGCGAGGCCCAAUAUUUAUCAAACUCCUUCCAUGCCAUCACUUUCGUCCAACGCACCGAAAGAUAUCAGAGAAGGAACCGUAAAGGUGACAAUCACCCGUCGAAACCAGUUGGUACAAUAUUAGGUAACGAAACGCCUGACAAGAAGAAAGAAAAUCAACGUUGAGAUGAUUUAAACGCUACACUUGCGUUUUGUCUUUCUGUGUUUGUGUGGGUGAUAUUUAGAUUCAAGAAGAAGAAAUACAAUUACAAAACUAACAAGAAAAAUAUGAGGAUUAAAUAUAUAAAUAGGAUUAAUAACGAAUGGUACGCGAAAGAGACGGAAAGAAAGAGAAUGAACAAAACAUUAUAUAUAUAUAUAAAUAUAUAUAUAAGGAGAUAAAAAAAAA